This is a messenger RNA of Toxoplasma gondii ME49, 1400 nucleotides long. RefSeq names its product tubulin binding cofactor A protein. NCBI's taxonomy places the organism in Eukaryota, Apicomplexa, Conoidasida, Eucoccidiorida, Sarcocystidae. Gene Ontology annotation, molecular function: beta-tubulin binding. The transcript is spliced from 2 exons. Gene Ontology annotation, biological process: post-chaperonin tubulin folding pathway; tubulin complex assembly. The coding region runs from base 466 to 1035 and encodes 189 amino acids. The record is from RefSeq and is a predicted model, not a curated record. Gene Ontology annotation, cellular component: microtubule cytoskeleton; cytosol.
ACACAAAAGGUGCAGUGCAAAGCAAAUCUCUUCUUCCAACUGAGCACUUGUGACACCCUCAUAUGUCGACCAUCUUACCGAGGCUUACCAGAGGGGAGAAAGGUCUCCCAAGUUUUGGUUCCAAGUGCGCGAUUGUAAACUUGCGGAAUGGGUCGUUUGGCUGCCAAGCUCAUGAUCAACACCGGAGAAAGUCUGUUCCCGCUUUUUCACGGCUAGAGACGCGGCACUCUCUGUCCUCCGUGUCUUGGGACGAAAUAUCCAGGUGUGCACAUCGUGUUGGGGCACAAUUCUGCUUGUUGCAGCUGUCUGAACCCCGACCAGGUGUCUUGCGGUUCCUGCUCGCUCUGCGGCGUUGUUUGAGCACAGUUGAGGAAAAUACACCAAAACUUCACCGUUCGGCCGGUGGAACAGCACUCGUACCGUUCGGCCGGUGGAACAGCACUCGUCUUUAGCUUCAGCGACACAAUGGCAACUGGGUCGAGCAGCGAGUAUCUCCGGUUCUUGCGAAUUAAACACAAAGUCGUCCAGCGUCUGUUGAAGGAAGUUAAAUACUAUCAGAUGGAAGUGGAGCAGCACCGACAAACGGUUCUUCGGAUGAAGGCUGAGAACCGAGAGUCGAGCGACAUCAAGCAGUUACAGAAUGUGUACGAUGAAACUGUGGUGAUGGUCCCCGACUCAGAACAAAGGCUGUUGAGGGCGUGUGCAGACUUGGAUGAUUACAUGCUCUCGAAUCGUGAAUGCAGAGACGCUGUGCGCAAGAAUACUAUGUUUUUGCGUGAAGCUUUUAGCGCUGCAAACGAGGCGGGUGAAGCUGAUGAGAAAGCGUCGGAAUCAGAUACCAAACUCAGCUCAGUUGUAGGGUUGCAUGCAGCGGGAAGUCUUGAGGCUGAGGUCUGCGACAUCAUCAGAACUGCACAGCUUCUUGAGCACGAGGUGUCCCACCUUCAUAUUCAGUUUAGAGUCUUGGAAAAUGGGCCUGAUAACGCGGGAGCGGAGGGCUGCGUUCCGGAAAGCGAUGACGACGAAGACAUCUGAAUGUGUAUGCUGAUGUUCGGGGCAACGAUGCGACGGAUGGGUUUGUCUCGUGACAAUGUUGUAAUUGUGCCUGGAACGUUGUUUCAGUGUGGUCCUUUUCAAGUUUCUCAAGUGGCGUCGGUGCGUCGACGUUUCGCCCUUUUGAGAUUGGGUUGUGGUCGGGGCUUCCUAACGUGUUUUGUGCUGUAUAUGGUGGCAACUUGGUGCAUUGGUACACCUUUUGGAGUCGGGUUGUAUUCUUUGUUAGAAGCUCGUGAUCAGGUGCGUUGCAGACCAUGAUAUUGGAAUACAGUGUUUCGCAGUUAAACCACAUAAUGCCUAUCUGUGAAUACGCCCGUCAAGCGGGACUGUCCAUCAGUGCGCAC